Molecule: messenger RNA, 2205 nt
Organism: Durio zibethinus
Lineage: Eukaryota; Viridiplantae; Streptophyta; Magnoliopsida; Malvales; Malvaceae
Biological process (GO): SCF-dependent proteasomal ubiquitin-dependent protein catabolic process
Cellular component (GO): SCF ubiquitin ligase complex
Molecular function (GO): protein binding
Source: RefSeq, a predicted model, not a curated record
UGGCAAUUCGUUUCUGUUUGUUUUUGUUUUUGACGGAAAAUGAAUGUCAUCGGUGGAAACUGUGCUAAUUUGUAGGCUUUUGUCGUUAAAAUCGAUCCGUAACUGUGAUUUUUGGAGCUUUAUAUAAUUUUCUUUGGAUAUUUUUGUUAGAUUAUGGGUAAAGUAAAGUGAGUGUUUCCAUUUUUGGUAAUUGAAUGGGUUAGUGUUAUGCUGCAGUUUUUAUGAGAUAUAUUGAUCACAAGGUAUUUCCUCAAUGGGGGGAGCUUGUUCUAGGAAAAGAGACCAAUUGGACAAUGAAGAUGGCUUACACAGAGGGGUUUCUGGAAGAUAUUGCAAAAGUGGGAGUUCGAAGUGGUUGGCAACAACUUCUACUAGACCUAUUGUAGAAAUUCAAAGGGAAAAAGGAAAAUGCCCAUCACUUAUGGAAUUAUGCAUUUACAAAAUACGGGAGGAUAUAGAUAAUUAUGGUUCAUUUUCUAAGCUCCCAAGAGAUCUAAGUCAGCUGAUCUUUAAUGAACUAGUGAAUUCCCAACGUCUGACUAAUGUUUCUCUUGAAGCUUUUCGAGAUUGUGCUCUUCAGGACCUUUACCUGGGAGACUACCCCGGGGUUAAUGACAAUUGGAUGGAUGUCAUUUCUUCACAAGGAUCAUCCUUGCUUUCGGUUGACCUCUCUGGUUCUGAUAUCAAUGAUCCUGGGUUGAUAUAUCUCAAAGAUUGUGCAAACCUUCAAGCUUUAAAUUUAAAUUACUGUGACCAGAUUUCUGACCGCGGACUACAACACAUCGGCGGUCUUUCAAACUUGACCAGUCUGAGCUUUCGAAGAAACAGUGCAAUUACUGCACAGGGAAUGACUGCCUUUUCUGGCCUAGUAAACUUGUUGAAGUUGGACCUGGAAAAAUGUCCUGGGAUUCAUGCGGGGCUUGUUCAUAUUAAAGGUUUGACAAAGUUAGAGUCUCUUAAUAUUAAAUGGUGUAAUUGCAUAACAGAUGCUGAUAUGAAGCCUCUCUCAGGGCUUACAAAUUUGAAAAGCUUACAGAUUUCCUGCAGCAAGGUCACAGAUUUUGGUAUCACUUAUUUAAAAGGUCUGCAAAGCCUUUCUAUUUUGAACUUGGAAGGCUGCCCAGUUACAGCUUCAUGCUUGGAUUCUCUUUCAGCGCUUGCAUCCCUGUUAUAUUUGAAUCUUAGCAGAUGCAGUUUAUCUGAUGAUGGAUGUGAGAAGUUUUCGAAGCUUGGUAAUCUAAAGGUAUUAAACUUGGGUUUCAAUGACAUCAGUGAUGCAUGUUUGAUAUACCUGAAAGGUUUGACAAAUUUGGAGAGCUUGAACUUGGAUUCAUGUAGAAUUGGUGAUGAUGGGUUGGUGCACGUGACAGGUCUUCGACAUUUGAAAUGUUUAGAGUUGUCUGAUACUGAAGUUGGAAGCAAUGGACUUCGCCAUCUUUCUGGUUUGUGUAAUCUGGAGAGCAUAAACCUGUCAUUUACUGUUGUUACUGAUGGUGGUUUGAGAAAACUGUCUGGACUGUCAUCUCUUAAAUCACUUAAUCUGGAUGUCCGUCAAAUCACAGAUGCUGGACUUGCAGCUCUUACAAGUUUGACUGGACUGACUCAUCUUGAUCUUUUUGGAGCUCGCAUCACUGAUUCUGGGACAAUUUACUUGCGAAAUUUCAAGAACUUGCGGUCACUGGAAAUAUGUGGUGGAGGAUUGACCGAUGCUGGCGUGAAGAAUAUUAAAGAUCUUUCAUCCUUGGCGCUGCUAAAUCUGUCUCAGAACUGUAACCUAACAGAUAAAACAUUGGAGAUGAUCGGUGGGUUGACAGGAUUGGUGUCUUUGAACGUUUCGAAUUCUCGUAUAACAAGUGCAGGAUUGCGACAUUUAAAGCCACUGAAGAACUUGAAAUGUCUGACCUUGGGGUCCUGCAAGGUCACAGCCAAUGAUAUCAAGAAGCUUCAGUCAGCUGACCUCCCUAAUCUGGUAAGCUUCCGCCCCGAGUAAUUCCAAUAAUGUUAUAUUCUGUAAAUAGCUUUUAUUAGAGGGGAGGGCUGCUUGCUAUCUGUAUUUAUUAUAAGGUUAAGCAGAUGUUCUACGUAUUUGUACAUUUGUGUGAUUGGAAGCUGAUUGAAUUUUCAAACCCAGCUGGUGAACUAAAGCUUCUUAUGGAAAGCCUAAAUCAAAGAUCUUUCUCUUUCAUGUGCUUUUAAAUUUAAUUU